Neoarius graeffei (lesser salmon catfish) is the source of this 756-nucleotide messenger RNA. RefSeq names its product even-skipped-like1 (gene eve1). NCBI's taxonomy places the organism in Eukaryota, Metazoa, Chordata, Actinopteri, Siluriformes, Ariidae. The record is from RefSeq and is a predicted model, not a curated record. Gene Ontology annotation, molecular function: RNA polymerase II cis-regulatory region sequence-specific DNA binding; DNA-binding transcription factor activity, RNA polymerase II-specific. Gene Ontology annotation, cellular component: nucleus. The transcript is spliced from 3 exons. Gene Ontology annotation, biological process: regulation of transcription by RNA polymerase II. The coding region runs from base 1 to 756 and encodes 251 amino acids.
AUGGUCCUCUCUAUAUGCUUGGCUAUACUGGCAGAGGGCAGAGAGUCCCCAGUCUCUUCCGUUUCUCAUGCUGAUAGUGACAAUGGAGAGGAGGAAUCGUGCACGAGCGUGACCCUGCUAAACGGCGGAGACCAGAGUCGGCGACACCGGACAGCGUUCACGCGGGAGCAGCUCGCGCGGCUUGAACAAGAGUAUUGCAAAGAGAGUUACGUGUCACGUGCCAGACGGUGCGAACUGGGGGCGGCCCUUAACCUGCCUGAGACUACCAUAAAGGUCUGGUUUCAAAACAGACGGAUGAAGGAUAAGCGACAGCGCCAUAGUCUGAGCUGGCCUCACCCACUGGACCCAAAUCUUUGUGCCUUUAUGGUGAGCCAGGCAGUGACAGGACUGCCAUACCCACUGCUUCCCCACAUUCCCUUGCAACUGUACUCUCAUCUGGGUGUGGCAGGUAUGCCAUGUCUCGCCGGUCUGUCGAGUCCCUACAGUGCUGGCUGUGUGAGACCACUGAACACUGUACUACUUCCACACUCACCCUACACCAGGAUUGGUGGGCUUCAUUCUCCAGUCCUCUACCCUACAGUGCCCACAGUGCAACAUCCUAAAACCUGUCCCUGCCCCUAUUGUCUCCAUUGGUCUCCACCAGACCAAGUACACAAAGCUAGAGGUGGAGCUGGUCUUGGGUUGAGGUUAGCCAGCAGCUCAGAACCCUCAGUUGCACUAUUAGAUUGCAGAGAAGAAAUACAUAUGCCCCAGUGA